Cherax quadricarinatus is the source of this 9880-nucleotide messenger RNA. NCBI's taxonomy places the organism in Eukaryota, Metazoa, Arthropoda, Malacostraca, Decapoda, Parastacidae. The record is from RefSeq and is a predicted model, not a curated record.
AGCAGCAGUGUUAGUCAGCUGCGCCAGGUCAGGGAGGAGGCGACACCAUCACCACCAACAUUUCCAACGUUUUUUUUACAGGUGUGGCCACUCUGUUCAGCCUUUUAUGAACUCCCCGGAGGCCAUGGAGAACGAGGUGCAGCUCUUGGAGGUGGUCUCCUCCAAGGACGAGGAGAGCGAACAUGAGGAAGGAGAGAUAAGCGAAGACGAUGAUGAAGGUAGUGACAAUGGCGACUCCCCAGCAGCAGGUGCUGGUGAGUCUGCCUUCCCUCCUCACUCUCCCACUUCUCACCACUCACACAACUACCCUCAGCACUUCUCAUACCCGCCAGACUUCAAUCCAGAGAGGCGCUCUUCUAAAAAGAUCUCUGCUAUAGCUUCUGAAGUUGUGAUCUACAAUGAUUUUGGUCGCACUGCCAUCUUCACUAGUCCAAAGAAGAAAAAGAAGAGUGGUGGAGAAACUAGCAGCUAUCCUAGGGUGUCUGAGGGGGUUAGAAGAUGGUCAAGAGAAGACUCGGGCAGAUGGAGGGAAAAAGAUGAAGGAAGUAGCAAGCAUCAGAAGGAUGGUGGUAAGAGUAGAAGACGUCCAAGUGUACAGCUAGAGGAUGUUGAGCCAGUUGUACGAAAAAAGACUAAAAGGAAGUCACAAUCUGGGCAGAAAGUUAGAGGGAAGACUGAAUUAGCAGAUGCUCAUGGAGACCCUCCGCAUAGAAAAAAGGCAACCUAUGAUGUGUCACACAGGCAUAGGAGCCCUAGUAGUGCAUGCAGUAGUGACACAUCUUCAUGCAGCAAUGGUGAUGAUGAUAAUGAUGAUGAUGAUGAUGAUAGUUCUCCCAGGCUUCAAAGGAGCAGAGGGAAAGAGAAUAAAGGCUCUGGCUCACUCAAAGCUUGUGCAAGAUCCCCAUUGCACUAUGGGUCUUCCAGACCCAUAUCACAGGGCUCAUCUAGCAAACUACCACCUCUUCAUAAAUCUCAUUCUCAGAAAUCAACUAGUAAGCAUACAUGGCCGAAAUCUCCUUCAGUUCAGAAGUAUGUUUACAGGAAAUCUCCGCUAUUACACAGUUACUUUAAGUCUUCAAAGGGACUUGGCAGAGGCAGCAUAGUAGCUCGCUCUCAAAAGCUGUGUCAGACAAAACUCACUAAAGAUAAAGUUGGCAAAAGUAGCAAGGUGGAUUUGAAAACUGUAUUUAAAGCUGACCAGCCAUCAAAAGAGAAGAUUCAAGACAGUGUAUUAAUGAAAGGGCAGAAGCAACCUCCCCCUGGAAGUCUGGGAGAAAUGUUGUUGAAAAAAACUCUGAAAGGCAAACUUAAAGUGCGUCCAGAAGCCGGGGAACCUGACACUUUGACUGACAAGGAGAGUGGAGUUAAUACAUCAGGAGUGAAAAGGGAUAUACCGAUGGGAGAGCUAACUAUGGAUAUUGCACAGGAAUGCUACACUUUAGAUCAGGAAGAUGAUGAGGAGCUCCAGCUGAGGUUAAUUGCCCUUCAGUCCUCCCUCAGGGUUCUUAGUGAUGUGCGAAAGGAAGGGCAGGACUUGAUGUCUUCAUCCUUGGUCACAAAACUCCCACAAGUAAAGAGCAAUGAAGCAGAGGGGGAGAAUUCACAACCUGUGGAUUUUGACCAGCUGCAACAAAGUUUAGGAAAAUUUUCAUUGUGUAGUAACUCUGAAGGUAUUUUAGAAUCAUCUCCAAAAUCUGACAUCUUGGAAUAUUUAAAUGAAAUGGGAAAAGAUGAUGAUAGUGGUGAUAGUAGUAGUGUGGAAGCCAUUGAGCCCAUUUUAGAUGAACUUAGUCAAAGUUCGCCACAGUCGGCUGCAACCCCUGAUAGUAUUCGUGAAAUUGCAAUAGACACAAACAAAAGCUAUAUAGGUGAUGUUGAUUCAGGUAAACUAGUGCAGAAUGCUGAAGAAAUAAAUAAAGAUGUUAAGGAACUUUCAGAUUGUAACCAGGAUCCAAUCGAUAUGGAUAUUUGUGACAGUUCCCCAGGAGAGGACGAUGGUGACACACUUGAAGAGGAGGUUUUUCAGGAGAUUGGAGAUGAUAUUUCCUUAAGUAAUAAGGAAUCCUUGGACAAAUCAGUUAAGAAUAUUUUGAAUGAUUGCUCAAACACUGUAAAAGAGAGUUCUACCUCUUCUGGUGGGCCAGAAGGCUCACAGCACAAUUUCCAAAUCCCAGUGGAAUGGGCCUAUAUGAUGCCACCUCCCCCACCACCUGAUCAGCCAGCCAAUGAUCUCAGUAACAUAAACAACUGGUGUUAUGAUCAAAAUAUGUAUCUCCAAACCAUGCAAACUCAGUAUGAUUCUAACCCACAGUACAACCAUUAUGGUUUGCAAGGAGUAACUAAUGCUGAAUGGGGAGUGCAGCAGUCACAAAGUCCACAAUGGAACUGUUCUCCCAAUGAGGAUCAUGAAAACAAUUUGACAAAUAAAGCUGUAGGUCCUCCCAAGGCUUCAACUUCUCAGGAGGGUGAUGAAUCUCAUUCUUGCAAAGUAGAGAAGUUUGAAGAAAAUGAUCAUAUGGCUGAACCUCAAAAAGACUUGAAAGAUUUGCCUGCAGAGCAAUAUCAGGCUUUCAUGUCUGUGGUGCUAAAGCAGCAAACCUCACAGCCUAAACAAGCAGUCACAAAUGAUAACUCUCAGAGGACUUUGAUAGAAGUUCCUCUAAUAAAAGAUGUUGGCAAGGGUUUGAGUCAUAACUGUGAAAGAGACCAACUUUUAUCAAAAAUCCAGCUUAAUACAAGUAAGAGGAAAAGGAGAAGGGAACGGCAGAAAUAUAGGAUAAAACAAUUAAAAAGGAAAAUGCUUGCAGGUUCAAAAAUCAUUAGGCAGUUAGAACCUGUGAUUAAGGAUACAGUUGCUAAUCUUAAAUCAGAACCUGUACCUGAAGAGGAAGAUGAAGAUUUGCUGCGUGCAAAACUUCUUAUUGAUUUGUCUAUAAAAAACCAACAAAAAACAGUAGCAUCGAGAGUUAAGCAAGUGCCAGCAGCUUCUGUUGAAUCUAGCCAGUAUUCGUGCUACCAGAAAAAAUUAGAUAAACUUGCAUUUGAGGCAAGGGAAGCAAGUGACAGCUCACCUGUUCCAAGUUAUCCUUCAUCAUCGGAGUCUUCCCCAGUAGCCAGAACUCGUGUCAGUCAAGCAUCACUUCAUAAAAAUGUCCACAAGCUUCAAGCCAGGAUUAAGGAAGGUAGCCCAACACACAAAUUUAGGACUGAUUCAAGACAAAGUCUCUCAGAUAUAGGUGGCAUUGGUUUAGAUCCCAAAAGUAGCCAGUAUGAUUAUGCUGUCCCUCAUGAUGCUAAUGCUGAGAGUGAAAGUCCUAAGUUUAUGUUUCCGCUAGUUAAGCCAGUUAUUAUCAAUUUAAAGUCAGACUCGGAGGAUGAAACUGAAGAAGGCAGAGUUGAGAACCAAACUAAAAGUCGAGACCCCAAGACAGUAGCUGAGCCUAAAGCCUCUAGCAGUGGAGCAAUAAGCAACAGCAUUGAUCGAUUUUUGAAAAGUAUACGCAAUCGUGAUCAGCCUGGUGAAGAAUUUAGAAGCAUAAAAGAGAAUGCAAGAGCAUCUAGGCAAAAUUCAGCGGGCAUUUCAUCGAGAUGUAAAACAGCAGCCAAAGAUUCUACCCCUAAUGUUGUUCGGCACCUGAGUCGUACCCAGCAAAUGGAAUAUCGUUUGCUGAAGGAGAAGCUGAGAGAAAAAGAGCUGCUACACCUCAAAAAGCAGUUGCAGCAGAGGCGACCAACCAUUCCAACAAAGAAAAACAGGAUUAGUUUUGCCGACAGUCCUGAGUCUCCUGAUUGGGAAAACAAAUCCAGUUUCAGGGUUGUCAGUGCUGAUCAUAGUGAUAAAUGUCAUAUAGCUAGCCAUUUGGGACCAGAGAGAGAGAGCAUUCAUGACUGUCCUGAGGCAGAGUUAAAAAGUGGUAAUUUAGGAAUGUCCAAUUCUCGAGAAGUAUGCUUCAAGGAAAUGGGAAGAUUGCAAAUUCAACUAGCAAAUAUUAGCUCUUAUGAGGAUCAAAGUAAUGUUACCAGUAGUGAAGAAGCAGGUGAAAGUGGGAGAGAUGAACCUCAAGCUGUAAUUGAUACAGUUGCUGGAGAGUCCUCUCAAGAAGUAUCAGGAGCUGAGGAAGAUGAGGAGACUUUAAGGAUGAUGGUAUUCCAGACCCUGCAAAAGAAAGCAUCAGACAGAAAAGAACAAAAUCAAGGAAGGAUGACAACUUUGGAAUUCCCCCAGAAUGAAGCUACAGCUUCAGAAGAUAAAAAGUCUGCUACCACACUUAGAGUAGUUAUACAUCAAAAGGUUGAUGAUACAAUGAAAAAGGAAUAUGCAAGCCAGGACAAUGUACGAAAAGUGAUUAUACAACAAAGUGAGACAGAGAGCCAUAAAGAUCACCAGGAUGUAGAUAUGGGGGGAGAAUGGAUGGUAUUGGAUGAAGUGCUUGGUGAAGGAAUUGAAGGGAAUGGUGGAAAUCAUACUAGUGAUGGGGAGGAGGGUAAACUGUGUGAUGAAUUUGGCAAUGAAGUAGCAAAGGAGGAAAUUGAGAGAGAGUGCAGGAGUUUGGUUGUGACAAACAGUAUUCAGACCAUUAAUAAUGCUAGUGGUAUGUCAGAUAUAAGCAGUAGGUUGAGGGAUGAUGGUAUAAAUGUGGAUGAAAUGAAAGAAAGAGUUAGCAUGAGCAGUUCCAAGAUAGCAGUUGCGGAGAGUAAGUGCAAUGUGAAAAUUGAUAAUUUGAAUAAAGCAUCACACGAAAUGCUCGAUAAAUUUGAAAACCGGGCUGGUAAUGAAAAUACUAGCCAGAGGCUUGAUUUGGAUAAGACACAAAGCUGUAAAAGUGUUAGCGAAUUGAAACAAGAAAACGUGGAAACAAAUGUUGAUUGUGUAGAUGGGCAGAAAGUUAGGAAAGUCGUAUCUUGCAGUAGUGAUGGAAUUGAAGUAAGGACUGACGUUGGAACAAGAAAUAGUGACAUAUCAGAAAGCGAAAAUAGCAGAGCCACUCAGAGAGAGCCCGAUUUAAAGAUAAAUAAAGAUGGCGGGAAUUUAUGUGGAAGUGAAGGAGGAUCAACAUUAAGAGAUCAGUCACUCACCAGUGAUAUAAUAUCCUCUAGUGCCGAACUGAUUGGCUCACUGUUUGAGUGUGAUCGUGAAGAGAAAAAGCCUGGCACAGGUAUCUGUGCUGAAUUGAAAGAGGGUGAAUCUAUUAGAAAUAAGGACAGAGCGUCGUGUCUAAAAAAUAAUCAGUGUCUUGAUUCAUCUAUAAAAACACAGGAGGUGCUUUCAGAAACCCUUAAGCUAGAACCAGAAAAGGUUACUGGAUAUACUGAAGAGUCAAAAAUAAGGCAUAAUGUAGCAGAAACUGUAGACUUCUGUUCAGACAUAAGCCCAAAAGUAUCAGAAGUAAAAAAACAUGAGUAUGACUCAAACUCAAAGAAAUUCCCAUCUAAACUUACGACAGUGGAACACAGCUUGAAGAGUGAAACUCAAGGCAUUAGCUCCAAAAAUUCAGAAACAAGCACUGAGGUUAGAACUCGAGUAAAGCAGUUGACUAGUCUUGUAGAAACUGUCAAGCAUCCAGCAAACAAAGACAGUUCUGCAAUUUUAGGAAAGUGUGAAAGUAGCAGUGCUAAAGUUCAAGAAGGGCCAGGAGCCUCUAGAAAAGGAAAGGCUAAAGAUAAUCAAGAGAAGCCAGUAAAUUCCAAGAAGAUGAUGCUUUUAAAAAGAAUAGAACAAGAAUACACUGAGAAAAGGCUUGGCUUUACAAAGGUGAUAUCAGUGUUGGCUUCUCUUGUACAAGAAGCAAGAGAGGAGGAAUUGCAGAGGCAGUCUCUGAAGAAGAAUGUGCUUCAGCUGCGUGCACAGUUAAAGCAGAUGGAAGGGCAGCUGGAGACCAAAUCCAGUGCGGUCAAGACCAAGAUGGAAAGUAUACGAGAACUACAAACGCAAAUAACAAAAGAUCGGCUGUUGAUAAAUGAACUUGAACAGAAGGGAAAGCUUCUGGGCCAACAGGAAUUCGGAAGUAGCUACAGUCUUCCUAAAGUUCUAGGAUCACCACAUUCCAAAACUAAGGAGGCAUUUAGAAAGAAACAGCUUGCCAGCAACAUUGAUGCUCUUCGCCAGCAGAUGCGUGAUGUCUCGAACAAAAGCAAAGCCAGACUGCAAGUUGCUGCCCUAAAAGCAGAUGACCAUGGACAUACUGGCAAUAGUAAAGGACUCUUAAGGGCAGAUAAGAAUCCUGCAACAGAGUCAAGACUAGUACAAAUGACAGGGACACCAAACUGUUAUUUGGGCAAGCAUGGUACUGCCAUUCAAGGUAAUGUUAAAAAUGCUGCUAAAACUCUAUUCCAGGCUGAAGAACUUAAAGAUAAAAUUAACCAACAAAGCUCUAAAGCAACAAGUUCUUCAAAGAGCAAAGAUGACUCUACUAAGAAUCUGUCUUUUGUAAACAAUGAGCUGAAACGUAAAGAACCCCCAUCUAGUGAUGAGAGAGUGGUGAAAGUAGCUAAAAUCCAAGAUGGAGGAAGAAACAACACUUGUGAGGAAAAAGCAUCACCAGGUGGAGGGAAGAACUUGAGUGCUGCAUUGUGUCCGAGGCAAUUGGUUGGACAAUCACCGAUCCAACGAAAUAAAGCACAUUUAGAUAAAUUGGAAGGUGGAGAGAAGCUUGACGAGAUGAAUGUUCUGUGUCCCUACGAUUUGCUGGGCCGCUGCAAUGAUGACUCCUGCACAUACCAGCACCUUGCUCAGCCCAGAAAUGGAUCCUGUGGUUUGAUGAGCCCAGCAGCAAGUUUAACAGCAAAGACUGAGGAGCAGUUAAGAUGUACUAAGACAGGGAUGGGUAGGGCAGGGUCAAAUGCAGGGACUGGGAGAAUAGAACUGGACACCUCAGUAGCAAAGAUGAAAUCAGACAUGGGAAAAGGGAAACCAGGACCAAAUCUUAGGGCAGAGGUAAAGAAAUUGGACAAAGGAUCACAGAAGACAGGCCUAAACAUGGAGCAGGAAAGACCAGGACCUGAUGUAACAGUAGCAGUCUCUGGAACAGGGAAGAAAUCAAGCACAAUGACAGGAGGGAUAGGACCAGAUAUAGGGGCAGAAAAGACAAGAUUAGAUACAUUGACAGGUAUGGUGGGACCAAGUGAAGGGCUAAUAGAAAGAGGACCAUGUUCUGAGAAAGGGAGUAUGGGACCAAGUAGAGGAAUGAAAUUAGAUGCUGGGACUGGGAAAACAAAACCAGAUGAUGUUGGGGAAGCCAUUAUUGAAAAGACUCCAGUUACAGAGGUUACUCAAAGGGAAUGUAGUGGACAUGUGGAUGAAGCAUUCAUCCCUUUGGAUUUUAGAAUUAAAGAAGCUUCACUAGAAGCAUCAAUAAAACCAAGUGUCAGUCAUGCUAAAGGUAUAAGCAGCAACUUGAAGGAAGGUGUACACACUGUGCCUGCUUUGGAACAAGAAAAUACAAAUGUGCAUGAGAAACUCAAGAGAGAGAGGGAGUGUGAAAAUUCAUUAGUAAACAGUGUAUCCACAGAAGAAAAAGAUAAUGCAAAGCACAAAAGAUGUAGAGUUGGUAGUGAAGACAACACUAGUGAGUGUGAUGGUACAGCUAUUUUAUGUAAAAAUGAGUUCAAGGAUGUAAGUGAAAAUUCUCAUAACACUGUAGAAAAGGAAACUCUUUCCAAUGAGAGUAACAGGAUAAUGGAAGAGGACAUUCGUACUGAAUGUAAGGAACAUUUAACUGGUAAUCUCGCUGAAGUUAAUACUGUAAAGGAGACUGUGAAAAAUUGUGUUGGAGAUGGCAAGACAAAUCAGGGUAUUGAGAUUGGGGGUGUUCCAUAUUGUAUGGUGUCUGCUGAUGGUCAAGAAAUUCAUUCAUUUGAGCCGGAUAUGGAGGAACUGAAGGGUUUCCAGGAAAUCAGUCAAGAAAUAAAAAGUGAUUCAUCUACAAGGAAUAAUAAUUUGAACACAUCCAUUUCUUUUGGAAAUCUGCUUUAUGAACCAGCCCAAGAGAAGCAUAAACAGUUGAAAGUAAAAUCAGUUAAAGUACUUAGUAAAGGUAAAAAGAAGGAAGACAGUAGUGAAAAUUUAUUACCAGAAAUCCAAGAUGAAUCAUGUCAGUUACUGGACUCCAAUGCAAAGCCUCCACCUCUAUCUAGGCGACCAGUUAGACGUAGGAAAGCCCAGUCAGUCAAUAUUGCUGCUGUUGGCAAAAGUAAUGUUUCCAAAGAUCUCUCCAAUCAGUGUCGGACAACAAGAGCAGCUGGCAGGAGAAGUAAAAGAGGGGUACCAGAAACAGUUGUGAACACCCCACCCAAAGAUUCCCUCGGUGGAUGUUCUGAGAGUGGUGCUAAUCGACGUGAUAAAAAAACUAGGGCUACAAAAAAUAAAAGAAAUAGAGGCCGAGGUUCAGCAAGCAGAGGACGUAAGAGGUAGAUUGAAACCAACAUUCUUUAAGUGGCAAAUGCAACAUUUGUUCGCAUAUUAAGAGGAGAAAGUGGAAAGUUUGACUAAAAAAAUAGUCUAUGAAACUUAUUCCAGAACUUGUAAGUAAUAUUUGAUAUUGUGUGCUUGCAGUUCUUCAAUUAAAUAUUUACCCUUUUGUGUUAGGUUUGAUGGGCAUUAAUUUUGCUAAUGCAUGCUGUAUUGAGUAAGAUAUUUGAUGCCUUAAUGAGUGAAUGAAUAUACAUGCAAGUUGGAGUGUUUGACAGAUGAAGUCAUCACAGUUUCUCAGGUUUUCAGAUUCCAUAUUUAGUAUAAUAUUACUAAAAAAUGUUAAUUGUCUUUUAAAAAUCACAAGUUUAAAAUGUUUGCAAACGAUUAUAAUUUUGUAAAAAAUAAUAUUGGAGUUUGGAGUUUUCAGCUUGUCCGGCACAGCUACCGCCGCCACCACCACCACCCAACUGGCUGCCUGGCACCCAAGGAAGUUAGUAAUCAACAGUGACAGGUGGAGCCCGGCUGGUUGGCGGGUGAGGGUGAUGGUGGCCAGGCUGGGUAAGACGUAGUUAUCACUCACUCAACACCACUCAUAGGCUGAUACUCCUCACAAUCCAUAACUUAAAAUCAUGCAAUCACUAGUUGGUUUCUUGGGACACCAUUUUAUUGUACUAUUUUAGUGUUUCCUAAUUCUGUAUAGACUUGAAGUGAAAUUGAUUUGGUGUUUGGAUGUAGGUCUUGCAAUCAUAGUAUAACGUAUAGCAUUUACAUUUUUUAUGUGUACUACCAAAAUAAUUCCUUGAAGUUAUGUAAAAAAAAAUUCUCUAAUUUUUUAGGCAUUAAUGUGCACCAAAUGCAGACAACUUGUAUUUUAUAUUUCGUACUUUAUCCUCAGCUUUCUUUUUAUAUACACUGCAUGUUCAUUGGGGGCUUUCUUUCAGUAAAGUAUAUCUGAAGUAGUCUUCAGUGGGCAUUAUGCAAAUGACAUAGAAAUAUUCUUUUUUUUUUUUUUUUUUAUUUAUUGAUUGAUAUAUAAUUUUAAAUCCUGAAGUUUUCUAGUGUUGAUGGCUAGGAUUUUGUACCUGUGUUAAAUGUGACAGAACAUUACCCCAGUGAACAAAACAUUAGCUUCUUUGAAGCGUGGCAGAAGGUUGCUCUUACUUUGUUGCAAGAGAACUUGUGUAAUGCAACAUUGGACUGCUGCAGCCAGUGUUGGUGAGUCUUGGAUGAUCACAGAAGACCUUGGAACUACUGUACCUGUUUCAGAAGAAUAUGUACCAGUGUGGAUCAAGGCAUAGGAUUUUCUUGGUUCAUCAUCGCUGCCUUUUGAUGUUCAUCUUUUGUUCAUCAUUGUCACGACUGGUGCUGUAAGUACAAUCACUGCACAAAUAUGUUAUUUGUGCAUGAUUGGCUGUGAAUAUGUACAUUUGUACAUACAUGAUUCUUAAAAAUAAAUAUAUUAAAGAGGAA